AUGGCGGCGUCCCUGGGACGACUUGGAUACGUUUCUUAUCUCGUUUUUUAUUUAAUUCUGACAGUAGAACUUUUGAGUGGACACGAUACAUUAGCUUCGGAGCUGCCGUGCGCCCAAAACUGUACCUGUAUUGGGGACUCGGUGGACUGUAGCGGCCUCGAGCUGACAGCGACGCCUCCGGACCUGCCUGCCCGGACUGUUUCCUUAAAUCUUGGCCACAACAAGUUGACUACCAUCACUGUGGAAGCUUUCGCAAACCUGCCCAACUUGAAAGAACUGCGGCUGGACCACAAUGACCUGACCUCCAUACCCGAUUUAGGACAGGCCGCUUCCACGAUUGCAUUGCUCUACCUACAUCACAAUAAGAUCAGAAUUAUAGACGGCAGACGAACCAGAGAACUGGUGUCUGUGGAAACGCUGGACCUCAGCAACAAUGACAUCACCGAGCUGCGGGGGUACUGUUUUCCUGCUGGUCUUCAAAUCAGAGACCUGUAUCUGAGCAACAACAAGAUCAGCGUGUUAGAGACGGGGGCUCUGGACAACCUGGGCUCCACUCUUCAGGUCCUGAGACUGAGCCGCAACCGCAUAAGCCAAGUCCCUGUGAGAGCCUUCCAGCUCCCAAGGCUGACUCUGCUUGAGCUGAACAGGAACCGUAUUCGCCAAGUGGAGGGUCUGACAUUCCAGGGUCUGUCCAGCCUUGAGGUGCUGAAGCUGCAAAGAAACAGCAUCAACAAGCUUACCGACGGGGCCUUCUGGGACCUGGCAAAGAUGAAAGUCCUUCAUCUGGACUACAACAGUCUUACAGAGGUGAACAGUGGCUCCUUGUACGGCCUGACUUCCCUCCAGCAGCUUUUCCUCAGCAACAACACCAUAGCCCGCAUCAAUCCUGAUGGAUGGAAGUUCUGUCAGAAACUCAGGGAACUAAAUCUGUCGUACAACAACUUGACUCGUCUGGAUGAAGGAAGCCUGGCUGUGUUAGGGGAUCUGAACACUCUCCGUCUGGGCCACAACUCCAUCAGCCACAUCACAGAGGGAGCCUUCAGAGGCCUCAAGGCUGUACGCAUCUUGGAGCUGGACCAUAACGACAUCUCUGGCACAAUAGAGGACACCAAUGGAGCCUUCUCUGGAUUGGACAGUCUCAACAAGCUGACUCUGUUUGGAAACAAGAUCAAGUCCGUGGCCAAGAAAGCCUUCUCUGGUCUGGAGACCCUGGAACACCUGAACCUGGCAGGGAAUGCUAUACGUUCCAUCCAGCCCGACGCCUUCACUAAAAUGAAGAACCUUAAGUCUCUACUCAUCCAGAGUGACAGCUUCCUGUGCGACUGCCAGCUCCAAUGGCUGCCCGAGUGGCUGCUGACACGUGGUUUGCAGGCUGGAGUCAAUGCCACAUGUGCCCAUCCAGAAAGCCUGAAGGGCACGGGCAUCUUCCAGGCUCCGUCCAGGAGCUUUGUUUGUGACGACGUCCCAAAGCCUCAGAUCACGGUCCAGCCAGAAACAACAGUGACAGUCUUUGGUAGCAAUGUACAGCUCACCUGUACUGCUGCCAGCAGCAGCUCCUCCCCCAUGACCUUCGCAUGGCGUAAGGACCAGGAACUACUUCAACACGCAGAUACUGAAAACUACACCCACGUACAAGCACACCAUCGAGGCAACGGGCCCGACGCGACAGUUGCUGCUGGAGGCGUAACGGAGUACACCACAAUCCUGCACCUGCGACAAGUCACCUUUGCACACGAAGGUCGUUACCAGUGCAUCAUCACCAACCACUUUGGCUCCACCUACUCCAGCAAGGCCCGGCUCAUCGUCAACGUUCUUCCAUCUUUCGACAAGACUCCAAAGGAUAGCACCAUCAGGACUGGUCACACGGCCAGGCUGGAGUGUGCUGCCAAAGGCCACCCGUCACCACAGAUUGCCUGGCAGAAAGAUGGCGGCACAGAUUUCCCCGCCGCCCGUGAGCGCAGGAUGCACGUAAUGCCCGACGACGACGUCUUCUUCAUCAUGGACGUCAAGCCAGAGGACAUGGGCGUGUACAGCUGCACUGCCAAAAACACAGCGGGCACAAUUUCCGCCAAUGCUACGCUCACUGUUCUCGAAACCCCCCACCUGGCCCAGGACCUGGAGGAUCGCAGCGUGGUGGUCGGGGACACGGUGGCGCUGCAGUGUAAGGCCCUGGGCAGCCCCCAGCCCCGCAUCACCUGGUUGCGAAACGACCAGCCCCUGCGCCCGUCGGAGCGUUAUCACUUCACCGCGGGGAACCAGCUGCUGAUCAUCGGCGCCGCCUCCAUGGAAGACGCCGGUCGUUACACCUGCCUCAUGUCCAACACGCUGGGCACGGUGCGUGCUCACAGCGAGCUGGUGGUCACGCAGAGCAGAAAUGUCUGCGCGGCGCCAUCCGGGCCCAGCACAGUCACUAUAGGCAUCAUCGUUAUCGCCGUGGUGACGAGUAUAGUGGUGACAUCACUGGUGUGGGUGUGCAUCAUCUACCAGACCAGGAAGAAGAGUGAGGAGUGCAGUGUCACCAACACAGAUGAGACGAUCGUUCCCCCAGACGUCCCCAGUUACCUGUCCUCUCAGGGCACUCUGUCCGAGCGACAGGACGUGUGCAUCCGCGUGGAGGCCGGUGGUGGACCUCAGCCCAACGGACAUGUCACUGAAACCUCAGGCUUCGACCCUGCCGUGGUGUGCACAGACUGCAUGGAGAACUGCAACAACUACUCCAAAGAUUCAGACUACUUGGCACAGAAUUACCGCCCCGCCAGAGGCACGGAGUACGAGCAGUACUCCAUUCCACCACCGUACUCUCGCUGCUACCCAGCAGAGCACCACGAACCGGGGUCUCAGGCCGCGCCGCACUGCAACGGGACACCCAACGGGAUCCGGAAGGAUAUUCAGGGAUCCACAUAUCCAAAAAACCACAACACGUUACAAGGAAACCAACAUGACAGAAAAGUCAGCCCAGCGGGGAAGACGUCCACGUGUCUGUCCUCGCCGGAAGAAUCCUUCCACAAACCGGUAAAGUUGACCGGCAUGAAAAGCUACGACCGCACCGACACGGAGUGCGAACAGGAGCUCAGACAGACUCUACUGCCCAACGGACACGCCCUCAGAGCCUCCGACAGCGAGAGCGCCCCUUUAAGGAGAGCCAGCGACUAGCAGGAGCUGGCUCUCGGCCCCUGAACACGGACUCGUGCAACAAUGAGCGAACCUUUUCUUCUUUUUUUUUUUGCACUGGGAAUAAACUGCUACCUCAUGUUGGAGGAGAGUGAACCUGAGCCUCCUGGGCAUGGACUGAUAAAGAAAACACACCAGGAGGGGGCGGAAACACAGAGGGCAUCCGGAGAGUGAAGACGGAGCUUGUGUGGGUGGCAUCCCAUCUGAGCGUUACGGCUGUACAUAGUUAUAACCUUCCUCUGGGAGGUGACCUGUUCAAAUUCUAGCUCCAGACAAAUGUUAUCUACAUUUGAAGCAUGUAAAUGUAGGGAGUCAUGUACAGUGUUUGUAUGUGCAGGGGCGAAAAUGAGAGAAUUCUACCUUUGGACCUUUGACUGUAUAUAAGAGUUUUCCUAUAUUAUAUAUAUAUGUGUAUAUAUAUAUAUAUAUAUUAUAGCUUUUACAAAAAAAGAGUAUUUGAGUUUAUUUGCAUGACAAAGAAAGGAGUGAUGGUAUUUUUAUUUUUUCUUCAAAAACAAAACAAAAACAAAAAAAAACAAAGCUUUUACAAACGUUCAGCUGCGGUGCCUUAAUGCAUGAUCAAAGUAAGAAACCUGGUGACUGUGUUUAUGGGCAGACGUUUCACUCACUCACAAACAAUCAACGCAUCAACCUGAUUGCACUUGAAUGUUUUUUUUUUUUAUUUCUGUCCACAUAAAGACACAGACUUCAACACCUGGUUCUGUAUGAAGGAAGAGCUGUGACGGAAAACCAUGUCACAUGGUUCGCUCGGUCAAAGCACUUUCAUUUAAGAGGACACCAUUUAUUUUCCUCCUAGGGUCCUAGCUCCUCCAGAAUUUUGUAUGUGAAUUUAACAGGUACGAUCGGGAACACGGCGCAAAGCUUUUCAGAACUCACAGAGGAGGAAACAUUCUUCAGAUUCUAAAUUUUUUAAAAAAAUGACUGUAUGUUUGCGCUCACACGUGAACAAACAUCAGCAGUGAUUCUCAGCAGCACACAGUUAACAUCUGGGAUGGAAAUUUUGUUUCAAAAACCAUGUAAUGAAACCAUUGGAUUAACAGGUGAACCCAUGACACAUUUGACGUUAUUAUUAUUUUUAACAAUGUUUUCAGCAACUUAGGUUUUUUUUUGUGCUUAAAUAUCAUCAGGCAACUGACCUGGUUUGGGUUUGACUUCUUUCAGUUGUCUUCUUUCAUUGAAAUGACCUGGGAAAGACAGAAAUCACUAACAUGUCUUAGACGCUACUGCACUAUAAACUUCCUUCAACACAGUUUAAAAACAAAAGCCUGAACAGAAAGUUUAGUGUUUGAUUUUUAAAACAUGGUCCCAGGGUCAGAGGGUCUCAUGAACCAGCUCCCCCUAAAUCCUAACAGCAGACUAAUCGUUAGCACACAGUCUGUGUGCUCAGUAUUUGAUACCAUGGUGAUGAAUGGUGUGGAUUGAAUACAGAAAACCAUCCGUCACUGUGUGAAACUCAUCUCUGUCUGCAUGCAUGACAAGUGAAUGCACUUGAGCAAUGAUGAUGUGCGAUCGGCCAAAUUUCGGUGUUUUUGAAAUAAAGAAAGAAAAGUUGGAAAACAA
Cynoglossus semilaevis (tongue sole) is the source of this 4752-nucleotide messenger RNA. It is a transcript of the gene lrig1, whose product is annotated as leucine-rich repeats and immunoglobulin-like domains 1. The record is from RefSeq and is a predicted model, not a curated record. Gene Ontology annotation, molecular function: protein binding; catalytic activity. Lineage: Eukaryota; Metazoa; Chordata; Actinopteri; Pleuronectiformes; Cynoglossidae. The transcript is spliced from 18 exons. Bases 1 to 3153 code for a protein of 1050 amino acids.